GAGGCGAGCAAGUGCUUCAAGAUGGCGCGGCCAGAGGAGGCCGUUGCGGCGCUUGUUGCCUCGCGCGACAUUCUGCUCGCCGCGGGCCGCUUCCGGCAGGCGGCCGACCGCGAGAAGCAGGUGGCCGAGCUGUACAAGGGCGACGCGGGCGAUGCGGCCAAGGCGCGCGAUGCAUACGAGCGCGCCGCCGGCUGGUACGCACAGGAGGGCGCUGCUGCCACGGCGAGCGGCUGCUACCGCGAGUCGGCGACACUUGCCAUUGAGGUGGGCGACUUCAAGGGCGCGCUGGAGCGCUGGGAGCAGGUCGCGGCCAUGGCGCUCGAGAGCAACCUCACGCGCUACAGCGUCAAGGACUACUACCUCGCCGCCGGCGGCUGCUACCUUGCCAUUCCGGACUACGUGGCGUGCGGCAACGCGAUGGGCUUCUAUGCACAGCAGGACCCGAGCUUCCCGGGCACGAUGGAGGGGCGCUUCCUCCACUCGCUGCUCACUGCGUGCGAGGCCGGCGACGUGGCCGCACUCGACGCCGCCGUCGCCGACUACGACCGCACGAAGCGCGUCAGCGGGUACAUGGCGACGCUGCUGCGCGCGGUGCGCAAGGCCGUGCAGGACGAGCCAGAUCUGGCGUGAGGGCAGGAAUGGAGAUGU
Molecule: messenger RNA, 648 nt
Organism: Tilletiopsis washingtonensis
Lineage: Eukaryota; Fungi; Basidiomycota; Exobasidiomycetes; Entylomatales
Product: TPR-like protein
Exons: 4
Coding region: 22-630 (202 amino acids)
Biological process (GO): intracellular protein transport; SNARE complex disassembly
Cellular component (GO): vacuolar membrane; SNARE complex
Molecular function (GO): syntaxin binding; soluble NSF attachment protein activity
Source: RefSeq, a predicted model, not a curated record